Calliphora vicina (urban bluebottle blowfly) is the source of this 776-nucleotide messenger RNA. RefSeq names its product ribosomal protein L10 (gene RpL10). NCBI's taxonomy places the organism in Eukaryota, Metazoa, Arthropoda, Insecta, Diptera, Calliphoridae. Gene Ontology annotation, biological process: ribosomal large subunit assembly; translation. Gene Ontology annotation, molecular function: structural constituent of ribosome. The transcript has 4 exons. Bases 9 to 665 code for a protein of 218 amino acids. The record is from RefSeq and is a predicted model, not a curated record. Gene Ontology annotation, cellular component: ribosome; cytosolic large ribosomal subunit.
GAAUAAAAAUGGGUCGUCGUCCAGCGAGAUGCUAUCGUUAUUGCAAAAAUAAGCCAUAUCCAAAAUCUCGUUUUUGUCGUGGUGUACCAGAUCCCAAAAUUCGUAUUUUUGAUUUGGGGAGAAAGAAAGCUUCAGUAGAAGAUUUUCCUCUGUGCGUUCAUUUGGUUUCUGAUGAGUACGAACAACUGAGUAGUGAGGCUUUGGAAGCUGGACGUAUUUGCUGUAAUAAGUAUUUGGUUAAAUAUUGCGGUAAAGAUCAAUUCCAUAUUAGAAUGCGUUGUCAUCCCUUCCAUGUUAUUCGCAUUAACAAGAUGUUAUCGUGUGCCGGAGCUGAUAGGCUUCAAACUGGAAUGCGUGGUGCUUUCGGUAAACCUCAAGGAACAGUCGCAAGAGUUCGUAUUGGACAACCUAUAAUGUCUGUUCGUUCGAGUGACAGAUAUAAAGCACAAGUUGUGGAAGCUCUUAGACGUGCUAAAUUUAAGUUCCCCGGUCGUCAAAAAAUUUAUGUCUCUAAAAAAUGGGGAUUCACUAAGUACGAACGUGAACGUUACGAAGAAUUGCGUGAUGAUAAUCGUUUUGAACAAGAUGGUUGCAACGUGAAAUACAGGCCAGAACAUGGACCUAUGGCUGCAUGGGAAAAGGCACAACGUGAAGUGUAUGCUUAAUCAUUUUAAACAUAUUUUUGAAGAUUAUUCCUUGUGAUAUAUUCACAAUAUAAACUUGUAAAAUUAAAUCUUUUUCCAUAAAUAAAAAAUUGUCUAUUUAAAAAUAUUAAA